Lasiosphaeria miniovina is the source of this 2084-nucleotide messenger RNA. RefSeq lists its product as uncharacterized. Lineage: Eukaryota; Fungi; Ascomycota; Sordariomycetes; Sordariales; Lasiosphaeriaceae. The coding region runs from base 146 to 1954 and encodes 602 amino acids. Gene Ontology annotation, cellular component: nucleus. Gene Ontology annotation, molecular function: zinc ion binding; DNA binding. The transcript is spliced from 5 exons. Gene Ontology annotation, biological process: DNA-templated transcription. The record is from RefSeq and is a predicted model, not a curated record.
UUUCUCGAGAGCAGCCAAGUGGAAGCCUCUGACAGCAGUAGAACCUAGAAGCUAGAGAAGAGAACUCGGCUGACAACCAACAACAACAACAACGAAAAGGAGAAAAUGUGACAAAUCAUUGCCCAACUGUGGACUCUGCACAAAAAUGGGACGGCCCUGCGACUACACGGCUGAUGCUCAACCGCCACCGACGGCCGACGACCUGGCAGUUUUACAGUCGCGGCUUGCCGACCUCGAGAACCGCCUGAGCGCUGCUAACAAUAAUAGCAACCACGGCACACCCAACACCAACACCAAUACCAACGCUAGCGUCCACAAUAGCUCGGCACGUCCCAUCUCUCCGGACAGCGGCCGCCUUAUCGACCGGCCAUCAGUCAACAACUCACGGGGCCCCCAAUGGCUGCCGUCAGGCCGCUUCCCCUCAGCCAUCUUCCUCGACAUCGACUGCUUCAAAUGGGCGUCCAUACCCAUUCCAAAGCCAAAUGUCGACCUACCCGCCGAUGUCUACGAGGUCCUUAGCCGCGGCAAUGCCGUGCAGGAUGCCACCGCCGAGUACUUUGCCACGGUCCACACGUGGUUCCCCAUCAUCUCGCGGAAACGCAUGACGCUGGGCUUCUCGUUGUGGGAAGGGGGCCCGGACCUGGCCAUGCUAUUUCUAGCCAUAAAGCUCGUCAUCUCGCUGCCCAGCGAGAACACGAACCCCGAUAAUGGUGCCAGGAUCAACCCGCUCUAUAAGGCUUCGAAGCGGUUUCUGGCCAUGCUCGAGGAUAGCGGCAUCCUAUCGCUGCUCCACCUCCAAGCCAUGAUCCUCGUCGCCGUCUACGAGCUCGGCCACGCCAUCUAUCCGGCCGCCUGGAUAACCGUCGCCACCUGUGCGCGCUACGCCGACCUCAUCGGCCUCCCCUCAUUCAAAGACACCUCGGUCAUGCUGGGCUCUUGUACAACUUGGACCGAGUCCGAAGAAAGAAGACGUGUCUGGUGGGCCGUCUACAUUCUAGACCGUGUCAUCUGCCUUGGGAACAAGAAACGCUUCUCGAUGCCCGAGCCCGAGGACAACUAUCUGCUGCCCGUUGAUGACAGGGCUUGGGACGAUGGCGACCCGUCCAGGGGCGUCGCCAAGAGCAUCCACACGCCGCUGUUCCAGCCACAGGGCGGCUUCGCGCGGCUCGCGCAGGCGUGUAUGCUCAUUAGCAACGUUACGAAACACUGCCGUGACACGAUUCAGAGCUACCGAUGCGGCGCGCCCAGGCCCUUCGAUCUGGCGCACGUGCAGGGGCUGGCCGAAACCCUGACGUCGUUUGGCACUAUUGUCGAGGAGCAGAACGACAGUUCCAUCAAUAAUAAUAGCAGUAGUACCUCCCCGUCGUCUGAACCGGCACUGUCCUCGUCGUCGUCCUCGCCCUCUACCGUGUCCCUAUCGCCCCAGCAGCAACAUCAGCAGCACUUGAAACAGCAACACCCACAACACCGCCGCCAUCAGCCCCUCACCUUCGAUCUGGUGGCGCCGCGCUGCCUCGCCUUCUCGGCCCUGGUGAUGCUGCUCGACGCGUACGCGUGCCCUGAGAACCUGCGCGACGGGCCUGGGCCGGGCGGCGUCGACGCGGCGGUGCCCAUGGAGACCGACGAGCGCGAUAUGCAGUCGCAGGCCGUCACCGGGCUGCAAGACCUCUCGCUGCGCGUCCGCGACCUGUCGGUCGAGCUGCUCGAGGCCGCCAUGCUCCCCGCCGGCUCCCGCCAGGUCUCGCCGCUGUGCUUGGACGCGCUGUAUGGUGCUAUGGCGUCGCUGCAUUGGCUGUGGAAAGAAAGCGGCAGCCCCGAGAUUCACGCCGCCCUCGAGGACAUCAAGCACUGCAUCCACCACCUCGCAUUGCGCUGGCGCCUCGCAACCGAGUACCUCGAGCUCAUUCACAACCACGAUGUCACGACGCUCAUGGCGUGGCGGAUAAACAGUUGAUCGUUGCUGCUGCUGCUGCUUCUGAUGAUGAUGAUAACGGACGGCGUUGCUGUUGCCUUUUUGUUGCUAUUGCUAUUGUUGUUGCUGCUGCUGCUAUCUUUGGCAGGGUUGCUUGAUCAAUUUCAGUUAU